AUGACAAGCACUGAGUUUGAAACAGUUAGAAAGAUAGACAAUGACACCAAAGUGGUUAGAAUAGGUGAUUUAAACGUAAGAUACUCAAAGAAAUACAAAAAAUAUUCUUUGUCAGACAUUUUAACACUAUCUGAAGGAAAGAAAGCACACGACUGGGUUAAAAAUGCUUCUACUCAGAAAAUUUUGACAAAAAAUCCUGAGCUUAUGAUAUCAGUAAGAUUCUAUGGAACAAGAGCAUAUCUUAUAGACAAAAGUCUUAUACCAGUAGUUUUGUUCUGGAUUGACCCAGUUGUUGGAUAUAAUUUCAUAACAUAUGGUUCAUUCGAUACGGAACGUUGCAGUGAAGGCUUACUUUACAUCGUUCAGAAACCGAAGGACUUCAAUACAAAGAGAUAUAAGAUAGGAAGAACAUUUAAUAUAACUCAAAGAUAUGACAGUAUAGUCAAUAGAGUUAAGGUUGCGUUUGUUAA
This is a messenger RNA of Trichomonas vaginalis G3, 470 nucleotides long. RefSeq names its product organellar and viral DNA polymerase type B. The record is from RefSeq and is a predicted model, not a curated record. Lineage: Eukaryota; Parabasalia; Trichomonadida; Trichomonadidae. The transcript has a single exon. The annotation marks the transcript as partial.